AUGUCUGUGCGCAAUCGUCACUCCGAAAUAUCUAACCAAUCGAGCAGAACUGCAGACAACACCAAUCCCGCGAGACAGCAGGUAACGAUAUCACAAGAAAAGCCCCCGGCGUACGAGCCAGGGUCUUUGAUCUGGUUAAAACGCAAGAUUCGCUUCAAUAAAGAUAUUGUUUACACAAUAAGCAAGAGUGGCGUGUUACGUGUCUUGGAUCGAAAGGGGUAUGAUCACCCUGGAUGGAUCUUGGGACCUAUGGACGAUGCAGGUACAGGCUAUCUUGUUGCAAUAUGUACUACCUUCACAAGGACACCGCUAGAAGAAUGGCUUGUUUCUCGACGUUUACGAAAUGACAUGCAUCAUUCAUUAGCAAUGAGUACCCUACCUAGCUCUGAACCCAUCCUGCUGGAGAGCAUUACCCUACCCGACGAGACACGGAAGUAUAGGACAUUGUAUCUUGGAAGAGGGGAACUGCAAAAGCAAGCCUACGUUCGAACAGAGACGAUUCUACGUGUUCCAGCUUCACAACUUCAGCCCUACUUCUCAAGCCCUACUAACGAGAUUACCCCGAGACUUUCUUUAGCCAGCUUCUUACUUUUGUUGACGAAGACUGGUAACACAGAAGAUCCCUAUUUCUUACUUUUUGGACGACUACCGACAAUAUCUUCACGCCAAAGGCCACGCAAGCUUUCUCAAGCUACGCCACAGUUCAGCUACGAAGGAGCAGGUGUAUGGAGUAAAGAAUUUUCCUCCACGGUGGAGAUACUGGACGUUCUGAAUGUGGUCCCACUUCCGUACGAGGAUUUUAUCGGGACUUUACCACCAACAUUAGGGAAUAUGGAAGAGUCGACAGAGAUGCAAGAAACAGGGGACAUUCUUUGGUCCGAGAAUGUCCUACCCGAUCGAGAAGAUAGACAAGAUGAGAGUUUGUAUAGCUACGCUCCCGAAACUGAAGAGUGGUGCCCAACUAUGGCAGACACCGACAACGAAAUAUCCGAUGAUGAGGACGAUUUGGAGCACCAGCUUCAGUCCCUUGCCUUGAUUGAAGCAGCACAAUUUCAUCAGACGGAAAGCCCCACCAUGCCGAAUGUCUGUGCGGUAACCGACUUUCAAACGCCGAAAAGUGAGUCUGGGAUAAGCUUCACUGAAGAUGUGGACGUCAUCACUUCGGUAAGCCGUCAAGUCAUGGUCGAAGAUUCUGAGACGUUGAUUGACCUAGUUGAGGAAGCCAAAUCAACAGAAAAAUCACUUCUUGGAUCAGCCAACGUAGCGCAGUUCAAUCAAUACGCAAAAGAGUAUAUCGCGGAGAUUGAAAGCUUUAGCCUCACAUAUCAGAAGGUGUCUGUAUCACGCAAGCCCGACUAUAGCUACUGGAACCCCACCUGUACCAGAAGACCUGCUGAAGAGGACAUUUCCGAACACAGUGAGGACGUUCACGCCCGGAAAAGAAAAAAGAUUACGCACGAAAGACCUCGAGGUGACAGAAAGCCUCCUUCAGUUUUCACAUGCGCACGGGCAGCUUGGGAGAUACGAAACUCGCUGAAGCAUCCUUUGGCUCGGGCACGAGGAAUAACUUCUAGCACCAACAUUCCUCCGAAUCACCCCGAAACUCAUCAUAAUGAGAUGCCGUCGCACGUAGUCAAUUACGACGACUUGGUGAGUGACAGAAGCAUGCAACUGACCGGGUUAUCGAUUGUAGCAACACCAGAUGAACUAUCUCAGGACGAUGAUGGUAUUCAAUCUUUUGGCACCACGCUAGAGAAAUAUUUGCUGAAGAAGUCGUCUAAGAUAUUUAUUUACGCUUAUGUUUGUGUUGAUUUCUUAUGGAUUGGUGGAUUGGCAGCAGCAGUGGCAUUCUUAGAGAAGGACACGAGACGGUCGUAG
Molecule: messenger RNA, 1878 nt
Organism: Mollisia scopiformis
Lineage: Eukaryota; Fungi; Ascomycota; Leotiomycetes; Helotiales; Mollisiaceae
Exons: 3
Coding region: 1-1878 (625 amino acids)
Source: RefSeq, a predicted model, not a curated record